GCCCCGCUCGAGGCGAACGCCUGCGUCGGCACCUGGCGAAGAGCCAACUCGUCUCUGGAGCAGCAGCCGAUUGUCUCUGGAACAGCCGCUGAUUGUCUCUGGAGCAGCAGUUGAUUGCCUCUGGGGCAGCAGCUGAUUGGUCCGAGGCCGGCGACGCGAUGAUCAGGACGGCGGUGCUCACCGCGUUCCUGGCGGCAGUCGCCGCUACGCCAUGCCCCAACCGGUGGCUGGCUAACGGUGGCUUCUGCUACUUGGCCUCCACCUACACGGCGUCGUGGCGGGAGGCGCGCACAGCCUGCAACGCCAUGGGCGCAGGCAGCGACCUCGUCUCCAUCCACAGCAACGCUGAGAACGACGUGGUCGCCAGCUACCUCGGCGCGCGCGGGGCCUGGAUCGGCCUCAACGACCUCGACUCGGAGGGCCACUUCGUCUGGUCGGACGGCAGUCAGCUGAGCUACGCCAACUGGCAGGACGGCCAGCCCAACAACUUUCUCGAUCAGGACUGCGUCAACAUCGUGGAGGACAACAGCGGCCAGUGGGAUGACAACCACUGCGUGGAGAAGAAGGACUUUGUCUGCAAGAUGCCCGCGAUGUGAGCGGACGGGGGCGUGGCGCCAGCUGAUUGGACGCGCCAGGGCAGGCCGUGCGGGCUGGGGUGCUGGCUGGAGUCGAGGGGCGUCGAUGUGGCGUGUCCUGCUCAUUUCUGCUGCAGUUGGCUGCUUUCUGUUAUGACUAUAGGCCAUGUCAUUUGGGGAAUCGGCCCGAUGCGCGUGUGUAGCGAACGAUGGUGCGACUUUGUGGCAGCGAAAGCUUUUCCACACGCACAAUGAAACCACUGCACCACCGAACCCGUCCGUGGGGACGAGCGAACGGAAAACUGUCGAGAAAGGCUCCUGGCGCUGGAGGACUUGUACUACGAACGACGCGUGCAGAUGCAACUAAACGACUUGACGUG
Messenger RNA from Pollicipes pollicipes, 955 nucleotides. RefSeq names its product lectin BRA-3. NCBI's taxonomy places the organism in Eukaryota, Metazoa, Arthropoda, Thecostraca, Pollicipedomorpha, Pollicipedidae. The record is from RefSeq and is a predicted model, not a curated record. The transcript has 2 exons. Bases 159 to 596 code for a protein of 145 amino acids.